AAGCCAAAAACACCAUAAUCUCCAUCCAUGGCUUCAAUAUUCUUACAAGUUCUUGCACUACUCGCAGUGCUAUAUUUUCUUCAAGAAUUACACAACAAAUUCAUGAAAAAAAAGAAAAAACUUCCUCCUGGCCCUAAAGGGCUUCCAAUUAUAGGAAAUCUGCAUAUGAUUGGCAAAAAUGUCCACCAAGAUCUUCAUCAAAUAGCCAAAAAAUAUGGCCCCAUAAUGAGCAUGAGAUUUGGAGUGGUUCCUGUAAUUGUUGCUUCAUCUCCUCACGCUACUGAACAAUUCUUGAAAAACCAUGAUCUUGUUUUUGCCAGUAGACCAAAUAAUAACAUUAUGCAAUUCAUCGCGUACAAUCAGAAAAAUUUGACAUUUGCAAAAUAUGGACCUUAUUGGAGAAAUAUGCGAAAAUUGUGCACGUUAGAAUUGCUUACUACUCAAAAGACCAAUUCAUUUCAAGCCAUAAGAAAACAAGAAGUUGCAAAUUUUGUGACUUUUAUCAAUCGGGCAGCUUGUAGUCAUGUUGAAGUUGAUAUUAGUGCUAAACUUGCCACAUUAAGUGCUAACAUGGCUUGUUUAAUGUUAUUUGGAAAAAAAUACACGGAUGAUGAAUUUGAUGAAAGGGGUUUUGUGGAUGUGAUUCACGAGAGUUUGGUUAUAACAGCAAAACCAAAUAUUGGUGAGUUUUUUCCUUUUCUUAAUAUGUUUGAUCUGCAGGGAGUUGUUUCUCGUAUGAAGGAAUUAGCAGAGAUUUAUGAUGAAUUUUUGGAGAGAGUUAUUGAUGAACAUGUUCAAGAUUCUAAGGAGGAGAAGCAAACCAAGGAUAUUGUUGAUACUAUGAUGAAUAUCAUGCAAUCCGGCGAAGUUGAAUUUGAGUUCGAUCGUCGCCAUGUCAAAGCUAUUUUGCUGGAUCUACUAAUAGCUUCAAUGGACACCUCAUCAACUGCAAUUGACUGGAUUUUUUCUGAACUUUUAAGGCACCCGAAAGUAAUGAAGAAAUUACAAAACGAAUUGGAACAAGUAGUUGGCAAAAAUAGAAUGGUGGAAGAGUCAGACUUGGAAAAAUUAGAGUACUUAGACAUGGUCAUAAAAGAAGGCUUUAGGCUUCACCCCGUAGCACCACUAUUGAUUCCUCAUGAAUCCAUCGAAGAUUGCAUAAUUGAUGGCUUUGAUAUACCUAAAUGUUCAAGACUUCUAGUAAAUACUUGGGCAAUUGGAAGAGAUCCAGAAGUUUGGUCCAAACCCGAGACGUUCAUGCCAGAAAGAUUUAUUGGUAGUAACAUCAAUCUUCGUGGAUGUGAUUUUCAACUUUUACCAUUUGGCUCUGGGAGAAGAAGUUGCCCCGGAUUACAAUUAGGGCUCACAAUCGUUCGCUUGGUGCUAGCGCAAUUGGUUCAUUGUUUUGACUGGGAGUUACCAAAUGGUAUGAUGCCAAAGAAUUUAGACAUGACUGAGAAAUUUGGUUUAGUUAUGGCUAGAGCUCAACAUCUAAUGGCUAUUCCUACUUAUCGAUUGCAUGUGUAGUUGAUAUUAGAAUGUCAAAUGAGUAGGUUGGGCUGAGUUGAUAUUAAGAUAUUAAAUUAAAGGGCAACUUACAUAAAUAACU
Molecule: messenger RNA, 1609 nt
Organism: Lycium ferocissimum
Lineage: Eukaryota; Viridiplantae; Streptophyta; Magnoliopsida; Solanales; Solanaceae
Product: cytochrome P450 71AU50-like
Exons: 2
Coding region: 28-1527 (499 amino acids)
Molecular function (GO): iron ion binding; monooxygenase activity; oxidoreductase activity, acting on paired donors, with incorporation or reduction of molecular oxygen
Source: RefSeq, a predicted model, not a curated record